Messenger RNA from Neolamprologus brichardi, 1326 nucleotides. The record is from RefSeq and is a predicted model, not a curated record. Lineage: Eukaryota; Metazoa; Chordata; Actinopteri; Cichliformes; Cichlidae.
CAGUGUGGGUCACUGUGUCGGAGACUGCGGUCUUUAUCUGUGCUUUGUGAAACCAUCAGUCAAGUCCAGGAGGAAAAACGGAAGAUGGAGGGUGAAAUAAAGACCCCGAAAAAGGAGCUUGAGUGCACAAAACAGAUGAUCAACUCUGAGAGGGAGAAGAAUGAAUUGAGAAUUCAGAACCUAAUACAGACAUGUCUAACACUGAAAUCAAAUAUCAGUGAAAACAUCGCUCAGAAGAAAGAGUGGGAGGAGAAUACUGAAAUCAUUAAACAGCUUCAGGAGGUGAAAGAAAUGGCAAAGAAGCUUGAGAUUCUGUUGGAGUGCAAACAUUGGGAGGUGAAGUGUAGUGAGGAUUCGAAGGUGUACAAUGUGCUCAAGGAUGAGUUGGAACUUUUGACGUCUCUUACGACAACGAUUGACAACGAAAAUGUGGAGAUCAUCAUCACUGAAUCUGAGCUGAUUGCAAUCAUUCAGAAUGUGAUGCAGAAAUUUCUUACACUGAAAUCAAAAAUCAAUGAAAUCAUCGCUCAGAAGAAAGAGGUAAGUUUGGAGAUUCGAACUGAAGUCAAGAAUCAGUUCCGGCAGGUGAAAGAUAAAGUAGAUGAGUUGGAGUCCAACAAUCAAAAUCUGCAGAUAAUCCAAUUUGAGAGGGAUCAAAUCAUUCAGCAACUGACAAAUGGAUGUGUUAACCUGGAAAGAAAGCUUCAAAAUUUUCACAACUCGAAGAAGAUGAGGAGUCCGGAGAAUAAAUGUGAAUUAAAGAGUCAGCUCCUGAAGUUGAAAGAAAUGGCAGAGAAGCUGAAGAAUCUCUUGGAGAACCAAAGUCAGAAUACUGAAAUCAGACAGCAAACAGGCAAACAGCUCCAAGAGGUGAAAGACGCAGCAGAGAAUCUAAAGAGGCAGCUGGAGUCAAAAAAUCAGGAGAUACUUCAGACUGAGAAGAUGAGGAAUAAUGAAACUGAGAAAGAACUCCAAGAGUUGGUAAACCAGCUCGGGGAAAAGGAAACUGAGAAAAAUCUCAAUGAGGUUUCCCAGAGCAGCCGUGGAACUUGGCGCUGCGCCAUUCUAUAAGGGGAGCGUAUAUUUUCAGAGUCCCUAGGAGUGCUUGAGGUCAAAGCACUCCAUCAUGGAGAAACAUGAUAUCUGUUAUGUCACUGAUUUAUGUUUAAAUAGUCAGUUGUUCAACUUGUAACACUUUAUUCAGUCGAGAAUCAGUUAAAUGAAGUAAGGAAAAGCUCUUGUCAUCUAUCUAAAAUUCCCAAAUCCUAAAGUUGGUUUAGUCUUAGAAAAAUGUAUUAACCUUUAUAAACUAAAAAUAUGUUUAAA